This is a messenger RNA of Desarmillaria tabescens, 1225 nucleotides long. Its product is annotated as putative phosphatase regulatory subunit-domain-containing protein. The record is from RefSeq and is a predicted model, not a curated record. Bases 37 to 1200 code for a protein of 387 amino acids. Gene Ontology annotation, cellular component: protein phosphatase type 1 complex. Gene Ontology annotation, molecular function: protein phosphatase 1 binding; glycogen binding. The transcript has a single exon. Gene Ontology annotation, biological process: regulation of glycogen biosynthetic process. NCBI's taxonomy places the organism in Eukaryota, Fungi, Basidiomycota, Agaricomycetes, Agaricales, Physalacriaceae.
UCGAUAACCACCAUCAUCUCUCCCGUCGUCGGCCGUAUGCCCUACUCGCUGCCUACCCCCAGCACAGGCCGUCCUACUCACCGUCGUUCGUAUACACAUUCUCCAGGCGCCUUUGCUUCGCUCGGCUCGUUGCCACGGAUUACCCACCACCGCCCUGUCUUCCACAUACAAAACGACUGUUCCUCUGACGACGAUGAACAAGGUCUGCUCAGCCCCGGCCACAAGGCAAAGCCAUUACGGGUCGAUACACACUUAGGCGUACCAUUCCCACGAAGUUCGCCUUCGCCGCGAAGUCCUAGCCCGGAGGUUCCCAGCAGGCCUUCACUGCCGCAGCGAACCAACUCAACGCCCAUUUUGCUCUCCAAUGGCCGGCCUCUCAAAUCGUCCCUUAAAGGGUCACCACGUUCGUCAUCUGUUCCCGAUAUGCCCUCAUUAUCUAUCCAACAUACCCGUGCUCGGUCUGCCCCCUCUACGCCUGCUAUUUCUCACCACGAACAUCAUUGCCACAAAAAUGUUCACUUUCCUACCCACCAGCUCGAAACAGUUCGUGUUUUCAACAGGUCUGCGAAACCCGCUUCGCUGCUUCGAACUAUUCCCGCUUCGGACGCAGAGACCGAAACUGAGACGGAGGUUGAAGGUUCUUGUAUCACACAGACUCGAUUUCCCUUUCCUUCGGUUAUCCCCUCGUACUCUCUUUCUCCAUUUACCGACCCUGUACCAAGCCCUGCAGUGCCGAGGGAAGGUGCUAAUGUAAUACUCGAGUCCUUGACUCUUCCCCCAUCAACCCUAGCCCUGAAGGGUACCCUCCUCGUACGCAAUAUAUCAUACGAGAAGCUGGUCUACGUCAGGUUCACGCUCGAUGACUGGCAGACGACGUCUGAAGUAGCUGCUCGGUAUCAAACGUCGUUGCCUUCGUUACCUGUUUUGUUCAAGAAGAACUUGACCGUAGGUGAUGUCGCUGCAGGCGUUGCUACAGGAGGACAAGGCGCUUGGGACCGCUUUGAAUAUACAAUCAAAUUGGAAGACUACGCUUCGACUCUUAUUGAUCGCACCAUCUUUCUGGUUGUACGAUAUUCCGCAGGUGGAGGUGAAUGGUGGGACAAUAACGCUGGGAAAAACUAUCGUGUGGCCUUCAUUCGAAGUCCUGACCGUAAGUUCCUAUUAUGCAUUCCGUUCCCACUUGUUCACUCACUUAGCUAAAGAAGCGUCACCUGCAACGGUCGAG